This is a messenger RNA of Vitis riparia (riverbank grape), 516 nucleotides long. RefSeq names its product putative B3 domain-containing protein At3g24850. The coding region runs from base 1 to 516 and encodes 171 amino acids. Gene Ontology annotation, molecular function: DNA binding. The record is from RefSeq and is a predicted model, not a curated record. The transcript has a single exon. Lineage: Eukaryota; Viridiplantae; Streptophyta; Magnoliopsida; Vitales; Vitaceae.
AUGGAUAAGGCAAGGUGCCCGUCUCCCCAUGCAACGCCAAAGCUCCCUGUCAUCCUCAGGAAUCGGAUUAGGGCUCUGGGGGGUUCUGAUGUCACUUUUGUAAUCCAGAAGCCUCUCUUCAAGACUGAUGUGAGUUCCGGUCACAACCGUCUGUCCAUACCGUUGAACCAGAUACAACAAAGUUUCCUCACACCUGAAGAGAGCGAGAGAUUGAACUCGGGAGGAAAUGGAAAAAAAUGUGCAGAUAUGGAAGUGAUGUUGAUUGAGCCCUCCCUUCAUCGGGAAACCAUCAGUCUAAGGAAGUGGAACAUGAAGAAAGCUUUUGGAAAUUCUACCUCAAUGUAUGUGUUGGUGACUAAUUGGAAAUCGGUUACUGAAAUGAAUAGCAUGAAGAAAGAUGAAAUGAUGCAGCUCCGGUCUUUUCGAAUCAAGUCCAAGUUGGGUUUCGCUCUUAUAAAGAGAAGACUACAAGAUGAUCCUAGGAAUCGUUCAUUAAGGGGCAUCCUGGAUAGCUGA